AUGGUCCAGUCCACCCAGUACAAGCCUCGUCCCCUCACGGAUGUAUUCACCAACGAUACCGACAUCGACCGUCGAACAUGUAGCCGCAAGGUCCCCAUGAAGGUCCUUAUCCUCGGCCUAGGCCGUACCGGCACAGCCUCCAUGCGCGCCGCCAUGAAACAGCUCGGCUAUGUGGACACCUACCACAUGAUGAAUUGCUCCAUCGAGAACCCUCCAGAUGCCCUCAUGUGGAUGGACGCCCUUACAGCCAAGUAUGACGGUAAGGGCAAGCUCUUCACCCGUGAGGACUGGGACAAGCUAUUAGGCAAUGCCCAGGCCGUUUGUGACUGGCCCGCCAUCGCCUUCGCCAAGGAACUCAUCGAAGCGUACCCCGAAGCCAAGGUCGUGCUCACCAAUCGCGAGGUUCACUCCUGGCACGCGUCCACAAUGAAGACGGUGUACUGGCGAGUCACCGAUCCCGAGCUCCGUUGGUUGUCCAACUUCGAUUGGGCUGCUAGCAUGUACUAUCCAAUGCUCAAGAAGUUCUUCGACACUUUCUUCGAGGGCGACUUCCCCAACAAGGGCAAGGAGGUCUUCCAGAAACAUUAUGCGCAGGUCCGCAGCCUCGUUCCCAAGGAUCGUCUCCUUGAGUACCGCGUUCAGGACGGCUGGGAGCCACUGUGCAAGUUCCUUGACCAACCCAUCCCUAAGGAAUGCCCUUUCCCCAAUGUCAACGACAACUCGGACUUUGUGACACGCUCGCGCCGCCGAAACAGAAACCAGAUGUACAAUUGCGCUCUGCGUUAUCUCCUCAACACCGCGCUCUUCGUUGUUGCAUUCCUUUUCCUCUACCGGCUCGCCGCCAGCAUGGGUCUUGUCAAAUCCCGUGCUGCUUCAUACACCCUAGACUUCUCAGCGAUCCAGGCAUUGUUGGAUCAGCAAUCUUAG
This is a messenger RNA of Clonostachys rhizophaga, 927 nucleotides long. NCBI's taxonomy places the organism in Eukaryota, Fungi, Ascomycota, Sordariomycetes, Hypocreales, Bionectriaceae. The record is from the annotation of a GenBank genome assembly.